AUAUUUUUGUGGUCGCUGUGGCGCGGGCGUCGAGUGACUUGCUAUUGACUCAUUGCUGGAACAUGUUGUCCCGUGCCGUGCGCCGCUCCCUCCACACCACCGCGAUCCGUGCGGCCGCCGACAAUGCUGCUACCGGCGCGGCUGCCACCAAGGUGACGUUGAACCUGAGCACCCCACACCAAGCGUUCUACAAGGGCGUGCAAGUCGACCUGGUCCAAGUGCCCGGCAUGAUCGGUGAGUAUGGUAUCACGGCGGGCCACACCCCUAUCAUCUCGCAAUUGAAGCCCGGUGUGAUUGCGGUCCACGAAGAGCGUGAAAAGGUUGUGAAGAAGUUCUUCACUGCCGGUGGUUUCGCCUUCACCCACGCCAACUCGACCACGGACAUUGCCGCCGUGGAAUUGAUCAAGGUCGAGGACAUUGACGCUGCUGCCGCCGAGGCCGGCGUCCAAAAGUACAAGCAAGCAUUGGAACAAGCCGCCGACGGUACCCCCGAAAAGGUCGAAGCCCAAAUUGCUUACGAAACCCACGUUGCCAUGGUCGCCGCUUUGGCCUCGGCUUAGAGACAUUCGACCGACCAUAAUAGCGUCGAAACAUUCGUGGUGAAACUCUUUCAUACAUCCUCGACUUGUACCA
This is a messenger RNA of Aphanomyces invadans, 633 nucleotides long. RefSeq lists its product as hypothetical. The transcript has a single exon. Gene Ontology annotation, molecular function: proton-transporting ATP synthase activity, rotational mechanism. Gene Ontology annotation, biological process: proton motive force-driven ATP synthesis. The annotation marks the transcript as partial. Lineage: Eukaryota; Oomycota; Saprolegniomycetes; Saprolegniales; Verrucalvaceae. The record is from RefSeq and is a predicted model, not a curated record.